AUGGCAAAAAGGUACGCGACGGGAGAUUUCUUGGCUAUUGCCGGCACAUUGGUAUCCGUUAUGACCGUUAUUAUUGGCUUGAUCUACGCCGCGGCAAAGCCGCCAUCCUUCGAGUGGAAGUGGAGUGACUGCCCAUGGUCGAACCCGGAUGAGUACACCUUGUGGGUCGAUUGCAACAACAAGUGGCAGACCAGCUGGGGCAUGACCGCUCUGCCCAACUACACAGCGCUGAUCAUCGGAAUAAUCGGUGUGGCGAUGUAUCAGCCGCAGACCCUCGAGGUUGUCGGCUUUCCGCGUAACAUGCUGCAGUACGGCAUUUGGCUCAUCGUCCAGGGCUUCGUCGGUGACUUCGGCUACUGCGGCAAGUUGGGUGUUGUGACCGGCUAUGUGUCCUGCAUCCUCGGCGUUAUCUGCAUUGUCGCCUCCGCCUUUGACAUCAAGUCCACGCGAAUGAGGAACAUUGAGAAGGCCUACCCCAUGCCCCCAGACACGGACGACGAGGAUGAGAUCGAUGCCCCGGCACCUCGUGUUGCUGCUGGUGGCCCGGUCGCCGGGGCUCCAUCAGGCUCCAUGGGACCUAAUGCCGUGAACGCGCUCUUCGACAAGUUGGAUACGGAUGGCGAUGGCGUGCUCUCGGCAGCAGAGCUCCGAUCCGGCGGCUUCCGCUGA
Molecule: messenger RNA, 669 nt
Organism: Symbiodinium sp. CCMP2592
Lineage: Eukaryota; Dinophyceae; Suessiales; Symbiodiniaceae
Source: the annotation of a GenBank genome assembly